This is a messenger RNA of Aspergillus neoniger CBS 115656, 1281 nucleotides long. RefSeq names its product pyridoxal phosphate-dependent aminotransferase. Gene Ontology annotation, biological process: biosynthetic process. The transcript is spliced from 9 exons. Gene Ontology annotation, molecular function: L-kynurenine:2-oxoglutarate transaminase activity; pyridoxal phosphate binding. The record is from RefSeq and is a predicted model, not a curated record. Gene Ontology annotation, cellular component: cytoplasm; mitochondrion. The coding region runs from base 1 to 1281 and encodes 426 amino acids. Lineage: Eukaryota; Fungi; Ascomycota; Eurotiomycetes; Eurotiales; Aspergillaceae.
AUGGAUGCGCAAAGCAGUACCAAGACUUUCAAUCCUCCAGCGCCAAGAGUGCCCUCUGACAGGCUGGAUGUUUGGUCAAUUGUCAACGAAGCAGCAGCCGUAUCUCCAAUCCAACCAAUCGUGAACCUAGGACAAGGCUUCUUUGGCUUUAAUCCGCCUCAAUUUGCUAUAGAUGCAGCCAAGGAAGCCCUCAAUAGGGUCGAUUGCAAUCAGUGCGCUCCAACGAAGGGCCGCCCAAGUCUGAGAAAGGCCAUUGCGUCUGCUUAUUCGAAACUUCUCGAGAGGCCAAUUGACGAGGGAAGCGAGGUCGUCAUCACUUCGGGUGCGAAUGAAGGCAUGCUGUGUGCAUUACUGGCCUUCAUUUCUCCCGGUGAUGAAGUCGUUACAUUCGAACCGUUCUUUGACCAAAGUGGAAUUGAACUUGCCGGUGGUAUCCCUCGCUACGUGCCUCUUCACCCUCCAGAGGACAGCAACAGGGCUAUAUCAAGUGCCUCUGAAUGGACAGUUGACUUUGAAGAGCUCGAGAAAGCCAUAAACAAAAACACGAAGAUGAUUAUCCUCAACACACCUCACAAUCCUGUCGGAAAAGUCUUCACAGAACCAGAACUUCAGCGCAUCGGCGACAUCUGCUUGAAGCAUGACCUUCUUAUUCUCUCCGACGAGGUCUACGACCACCUUUAUUAUGUCCCCUUCACGCGAAUCGCAACCCUCUCCCCUGAUCUCUACGAUCACACACUAACCGUUGCAUCCGCCGGCAAAGCCUUCCACGCCACAGGCUGGCGAAUCGGCUACCUGAUCGGUCCCCAGCCGCUCAUCAAGAAUGUUUCCGCGAUACACACUCGCAUUUGCUAUAGUAGUGUAUCUCCGCUACAAGAAGCAGUGGCGGUUGCCUUUGAAAAGGCGGACGAAAUUGGCUUCUGGGGGCAUAGUCAGCAGGAAAUGAAGGGUAAGAUGAGGUUGUUCUGUGAGGUUUUUGAAGCUCUAGAAUUACCCUACACCGAACCCGAAGGCGGAUACUUCGUCCUGGUGAACUUAUCUCGGGUUCAAAUUCCCAGCGAUUACUCCUUUCCGGAACAUAUCGAACAACGAAGAAGGAAUUUCAAGCUUUGCUGGUUCUUGAUCCAGGAGAUCGGGGUGGCUGCUAUCCCGCCGUCCGAAUUCUAUAGUGAUGAUCAUGCGCAUAUAGGUGAGGAUUUUCUUCGGUUUGCGUUUUGCAAGGAAGAUGAGGUGUUGGAAAUGGGCAAGCAGCGGUUACUUAAAUUGAAGAGGUAUAUUGUUUGA